Molecule: messenger RNA, 1875 nt
Organism: Kalmanozyma brasiliensis GHG001
Lineage: Eukaryota; Fungi; Basidiomycota; Ustilaginomycetes; Ustilaginales
Product: HhH-GPD domain protein
Exons: 1
Coding region: 1-1875 (624 amino acids)
Biological process (GO): base-excision repair; mismatch repair
Cellular component (GO): nucleus
Molecular function (GO): 4 iron, 4 sulfur cluster binding; purine-specific mismatch base pair DNA N-glycosylase activity; 8-oxo-7,8-dihydroguanine DNA N-glycosylase activity
Source: RefSeq, a predicted model, not a curated record
AUGGCUGUGCCCACCAAGCGUCGAGCGACUUCGUCAGCCAACAGCGACUUCUCCCCAUUGCCGUCGCCUCCGCCGGACUCGAGACCUGCGAAGAAGGCUGCUCGACCUGCAACGGCAUCUUCAUCUUCCACAGGCAAGUUCUCGGACAUCUUUGCGGCAGCAAGCUCGUCUGAUCAGGGGAAGGCACCGGCAGCUUUGCCGCCACGAACGCACGGAGCAUCGUACCACCGGCCUCUGCUCGUCGACGAGCCGCAGACCGUUCUUGGUCUGUUGAAAUGGUUUGAGGGUGUGUCUGCCAAACGAGACAUGCCGUGGCGCGCCGCCUUCAUCCAUGCGUCCGACUUCGCUUCCGCUGACGAGCUUCGAGAAGCGAGGAAAAGGAGAGCGUACCAGGUGUGGAUCUCGGAGAUCAUGCUGCAGCAGACGCGCGUCGAGACAGUCAAGUUGUACUGGCUCAAUUGGAUGGCAAAGUGGCCGACUAUCGAAGCACUGGCAUCUGCGCCCGAGGAAGAAGUUCUCGCUGCGUGGCGAGGAUUGGGGUACUACAGUCGAGCAACUCGAAUCCACACGGCAGCAAAGAAGGUGGUCGCGGAUCCGGGCAUGGACGGUUUGCUUCCAGCGUCGCCUGUCGACCUCGAGAAGAAUGUGCCAGGCGUCGGUCCGUACACAGCUGGUGCGAUCUCGUCAAUCGUGUUCGGACAGCCGGUCCCGAUUCUGGAUGGUAAUGUGGCAAGGGUGUUGUCGAGGCAACUUGGCUUGUAUGCAAAUCCAAAAGCCAAGGUCACCACGGAUCUGAUGUGGGCUGCGGCAGACGUGCUGGUCAAGAAAGCGUACGAGGUGGGCGAAGAAAAGGGUACGGUCCCUGGAGAGUGGAAUCAAGCAUUGAUGGAGCUGGGCAGCACAGUAUGUACGCCGCUGAAGCCCGUGUGUGGCGAUUGUCCUAUCAGGCAGACUUGCAGAGCCUACAGCGAAGCAACAGCGGAUACGAUAAGGUCUAAAAAAAAGAAGAAUGCAGUGGAGACGGCUCUGCCGGAUAUCGAGGAUCUGUGCACGUAUUGCGAGCCGUUUCCAUUCGAAGAGGAAGCAGAAGAGGCAAACAAGACGACGGAUCAGGAGGAGGUGGCCAAGCAGAAGGGAGUCAGCAAACUACGCCAAGCGACUCUCUCGUUCGGCUUCUCCGCGCCGGCAUCCAAGACCAAAGCCGACACAAAGCGAGACGCGGCCAAGGUGACUCAAGCCAUCGACAAUCACAUUCGCAAGUAUCCGAUGAAGCUCGAGAAGAAGAAGAUACGACAGGAAGAGUGCCUCGUCUGCGUCAUUCAGCAGCCCUCGGGCGAAUAUCUGCUCGAGCAGCGGCCUGCCACCGGCCUAUUGGCCAGUAUGUGGCAGUUUCCUUCGUUCACCGUUUCCACCACGGCUGCCGGACCAUCCGACGAUAGGACCCACCUCUUCCCGGAUAUCCCGAUACCCAAGCUCAUCGACCAGGUGGUAGCUUCGCUUGUCGACACGAAAGCCAAAGCAGUCAGCAAAGACAAGAUCGGCAGCAUAACGCACAUCUUCUCGCAUCUUAAUCUCACCAUGCACGUCUACAAAAUUUCCUUGGCUGCUGACGCGGAAAGCACCCUUGACGACAGGAAUGGACUCAAGCGACCGACAAAGAAGGCCAAAGUGGAAGAGACGACGGAAAAGAACAAGAACUUCGGGAGCAAGCUCGGCGAUACCGCGCCGAGAAGGUGGGCUGAUGCCACCGAAGUCGAGGCGGAAACCAUGGGCACUGGCAUGCGCAAUUGCUGGCUGGCCGUGCAGACUCAAGAGAAGCAGUCCAAGGGACUGGCCAAGUCGGUGAAAGCUGCAAAGGGCCAAGGCAGGAGAUGA